Molecule: messenger RNA, 6250 nt
Organism: Beta vulgaris subsp. vulgaris (sugar beet)
Lineage: Eukaryota; Viridiplantae; Streptophyta; Magnoliopsida; Caryophyllales; Amaranthaceae
Product: callose synthase 3
Exons: 42
Coding region: 209-6037 (1942 amino acids)
Biological process (GO): (1->3)-beta-D-glucan biosynthetic process
Cellular component (GO): plasma membrane; 1,3-beta-D-glucan synthase complex
Molecular function (GO): 1,3-beta-D-glucan synthase activity
Source: RefSeq, a predicted model, not a curated record
CUUCCUCCAUUGCUUUAUUUUCCUUACUCCUUAAGUACCUCAAACUUUUUCCCUCUUUUUUUUCUCUUUUCUACUAUUUUCUCUCUCCUAGGUCACACUGUUUUUUUGUGUUUUCGCUUUUUCUCUCUCCUCCAUUUUCAUACCUAAGCUUCGAUGCUGCUGUUUUAGCUUCAUUCUUCUCUCUACUGGGAAUUGAAUUGUUGGAAAGAUGUCGUCGCCGUCGACUUCGAGAGGAGGAGGUUCUGAUCAAGCGCCUGCAAGGCGGUUGAUGAGGACUCAAACGGCGGGGAAUCUUGGCGAAACGGCAUUCGACAGUGAGAUUGUUCCGUCUUCUCUUAAUGAGAUUGCUCCGAUUCUUCGUGUUGCCAAUGAAGUUGAAAAGCAUAAUCCUAGAGUUGCUUAUUUAUGUCGGUUCUAUGCAUUUGAGAAAGCACAUCGGUUAGAUCCAACUUCCAGUGGUCGUGGUGUCCGUCAAUUCAAAACUGCACUUCUCCAAAGGCUAGAAAAGGAAAAUGAUCCAACAUUGAUGGGGAGAGUUAAAAAGAGUGAUGCUCGGGAAAUGCAAAGUUUUUAUCAGCAUUACUACAAGAAAUAUAUUCAGGCAUUGCAGAAUGCAGCGGAUAAGGCUGACCGUGCUCAGCUCACAAAGGCGUAUCAAACUGCUAACGUACUCUUUGAGGUGUUGAAGGCUGUUAACUUGACGCAGGCCAUGGAAGUUGAUCGUGAGAUCUUGGAUACACACAAUAAAGUAGCUGAGAAAACUGAAAUUUAUGCCCCAUACAAUAUUCUUCCUCUUGAUCCGGAUAGUGCAAAUCAGGCAAUUAUGAGAUACCCAGAGAUCCAAGCUGCAAUGGUCGCCCUACGUAAUACUCGAGGCCUUCCUUGGCCUAAGGACUACAAGAAAAAGCAAGAUGAAGACAUAUUGGAUUGGCUCCAAGCGAUGUUUGGAUUUCAGAAAGAUAAUGUGGCAAAUCAAAGAGAGCACCUCAUUUUAUUGCUUGCCAAUGUUCAUAUACGACAAUUUCCAAAGCCCGAUCAGCAACCAAAGUUGGAUGAACGUGCAUUGACAGAAGUGAUGAAAAAGCUCUUCAAGAGCUAUAAGAAAUGGUGCAAGUACUUGGAUCGCAAGAGUAGCCUCUGGCUGCCAACAAUACAGCAAGAAGUGCAGCAACGUAAACUAUUGUACAUGGGUCUGUAUCUCCUUAUAUGGGGAGAAGCUGCAAAUCUGAGAUUUAUGCCAGAAUGUCUAUGCUAUAUUUAUCACCAUAUGGCAUUUGAACUUUAUGGGAUGCUUGCUGGAAAUGUCAGUCCCAGGACGGGUGAGAAUGUGAUGCCAGCAUACGGUGGUGAAGAAGAGGUCUUUUUGAGAAAAGUUGUCACACCUAUUUAUGAUGUCAUAAGACGGGAAGCUGAAAGUAGCAAAAAAGGAAAAUCAAAACAUUCGCAGUGGAGAAACUACGAUGAUUUGAAUGAAUACUUUUGGUCGGUUGAUUGCUUCCGGUUGGGCUGGCCAAUGCGGAUUGAUGCAGACUUCUUUUGUAUGUCCGUUCAACAGCUUCACCAAGAUAAAGUUGGAGAAAGCAAAGCUGGGGAUCGUUGGACUGGAAAAGUUAACUUUGUUGAAAUCCGAUCGUUUUGGCACAUAUUCAGAAGCUUUGACAGAAUGUGGAGCUUUUUUAUAUUGGCUCUACAGGCUAUGAUUAUUGUUGCAUGGAAUGGCACAGGCGACCCUAGUGCAAUAUUUGAAACAAAUGUUUUCAAGAAUGUACUGAGCAUCUUCAUAACAUCUUCGAUAUUAACGCUUGGACAUGCUGCGCUGGAUGUGGUUCUUGGUUGGAAAGCCAGAAGAACCAUGACAUUUCAUGUUAAGCUAAGAUACAUUUUGAAGGUUGUCUCAGCUGCUGCGUGGGUGGUAAUCCUGCCUGUGACCUAUGCUUAUUCGUGGGACAAUCCUCCUCCAGGAUUUGCACAAACUAUAAAAAGUUGGUUCGGGAGCAAUGCACACUCACCUUCACUAUUUUUUUUGGCUGUUGUUAUCUACCUAUCACCAAAUAUGCUCUCUGCCAUGCUUUUUCUGUUUCCUUCCAUACGGUCUCUACUUGAAAGGUCCAACUACAAGAUCGUGAUGCUGAUGAUGUGGUGGUCACAGGCACGACUUUUUGUUGGGAGGGGAAUGCAUGAAAGUGCCUUUUCUCUAUUCAAAUACACGAUGUUUUGGGUCCUCCUGCUAUUAACAAAGUUGGCAUUCAGCUUUUAUAUAGAGAUAAAGCCUUUGGUAGCUCCAACAAAGGACAUCAUGUCAGUUCACAUAACACGUUUCAAAUGGCAUGAGUUUUUCCCUCAAGCCCGGAGCAAUAUUGGUGCUGUCAUUUCACUUUGGGCCCCCAUUAUUCUUGUAUAUUUCAUGGAUACCCAGAUCUGGUAUGCUAUAUUCUCCACAUUGUUUGGAGGUAUAUAUGGUGCAUUCCGUCGUCUUGGAGAGAUCCGUACUUUGGGCAUGUUAAGAUCCCGGUUUCAGUCAUUACCUGGUGCUUUUAAUGCACGUCUCAUGCCAGCAGAGAAAACUGAACAUAAGAAAAAAGGAUUGAAGGCCACUUUCUCUCGACGAUUUCCUGAUAUUCCAUCUAAUAAAGAAAAAGAAGCUGCCCGAUUUGCUCAGUUGUGGAACCAGAUUAUCACAAGUUUCAGAGAAGAAGAUCUUAUUAGUGAUAGGGAAAAGGACUUGUUGCUAGUUCCUUACUGGGCUGAUCGUGACAUGGACCUUAUACAAUGGCCUCCUUUUUUACUAGCAAGCAAGAUUCCUAUAGCGCUAGAUAUGGCAAAAGAUAGCAAUGGGAAGGACCGGGAAUUAAUUAAGAGAAUUGCAGCUGAUCCUUAUAUGCCAUGUGCCGUGCAUGAGUGCUACGCUUCUUUUAAAAGUGUUAUAAAGCAUAUGGUUAAAGGGGGUCCUGAAAAAAUUGUUAUAGAGAAUAUAUUUGCUGAAGUUGAGAAACAUAUAGGAGAAGGUGACCUUGUCACUGAGUACAGGAUGAGUGCUCUUCCAAGCUUGUACGGCCAUUUUGUCAAGCUAAUGAAAUGCUUGUUAGAGAACAAGAAGGAGGACAAGGAUCAAGUUGUUCUCUAUUUUCAGGACAUGUUAGAGGUGGUCACAAAUGAUAUAAUGGAGGACACUAGUGUUCUAGAGUCAAUUCAUGGUGGGUCAUUGGAUUCAGGAAUGGCAUCCUUUGAGUUAUUUGCAUCAGAAGGAGCAAUAAAUUUUCCUAUUGAACCAAUAACAGAAGCUUGGAAGGAGAAGAUCAAACGGUUGUACCUGCUGCUUACUGUGAAGGAGUCUGCCAUGGAUGUUCCGUCGAACUUAGAUGCUAGACGUCGACUCUCUUUCUUUUCAAAUUCACUCUUUAUGGACAUGCCCCCACCACCUAAAGUCCGAAAUAUGCUUUCUUUCUCUGUCUUGACCCCAUACUACACAGAGGAGGUUCUUUUCUCGCUACAAGCUCUGGAAACACAAAAUGAAGAUGGUGUAUCCAUCCUAUUCUACCUACAAAAGAUUUUUCCAGAUGAAUGGGAAAACUUUUUGGAGCGAGUCAAUUGCAAGAAUGAAGAAGAGCUUAGAGACAAUGAAGAGCUGGAAGAAGAUCUGCGGCUUUGGGCAUCAUACAGAGGCCAGACCUUAACUCGAACUGUUAGAGGUAUGAUGUACUAUCGAAAAGCUCUGGAGCUUCAAGCCUUCCUCGAUAUGGCAAAUGAUAAAGUGUUAAUGGAAGGCUACAAGGCUCUUGAAUUGAACACUGAAGAGAACUCACAGAGUGAAAGAUUGCUGUGUCAAGCUGUUGCUGACAUGAAGUUUACGUACGUGGUAUCUUGUCAGCGAUACAGUAUACACAAAAGAUCUGGUGAUCCGCGUGCACAAGAUAUCCUAAAGCUAAUGACGACAUAUCCAUCACUUCGAGUGGCCUAUGUUGAUGAGCUUGAAGAGCGUAGUGAAGAUGGGUCCAAAAAGACAAAUAAGAUAUAUUAUUCUGCUCUUGCUAAAGCAGCUCUGGCGUCGUCUACUAAUUCAAACGAGGCUGGGCAAAAUCUAGAUCAGGUCAUCUAUCGUAUAAAACUACCAGGGCCCCCAAUCUUAGGUGAAGGGAAACCUGAAAAUCAGAAUCAUGCAAUAAUUUUCACCCGUGGAGAAGGAUUGCAAACAAUAGAUAUGAAUCAAGACAACUACAUGGAAGAAGCAUUGAAAAUGAGGAAUCUGCUUCAGGAAUUUCUGAAAAAGCAUGGUGGUGUUAGGUAUCCUACGAUUCUUGGCCUUAGAGAGCAUAUAUUUACUGGAAGUGUUUCAUCUCUUGCAUGGUUCAUGUCAAAUCAGGAAACUAGUUUCGUAACCAUUGGCCAAAGAUUGCUUGCAAAUCCAUUGAAGGUUCGCUUCCACUAUGGUCAUCCAGAUGUCUUUGAUAGACUUUUUCAUCUUACUAGAGGUGGUGUCAGUAAAGCUUCUAAGGUUAUCAAUUUGAGUGAGGAUAUAUUUGCGGGAUUUAAUUCUACCCUCCGAGGAGGAAAUGUUACACAUCAUGAGUACAUACAAGUAGGGAAGGGAAGAGAUGUGGGUCUUAACCAGAUUUCGAUGUUUGAGGCGAAGAUAGCCAAUGGCAACGGAGAGCAGACGGUCAGUCGCGAUAUAUACAGACUGGGACAUCGUUUUGACUACUUUCGAAUGUUGUCAUGCUAUUUCACUACAGUUGGUUUCUACUUUAGCACCCUGAUUACUGUGCUUACUGUGUAUAUAUUUCUUUAUGGACGUCUCUACCUUGUGCUUAGUGGUCUUGAGGAAGCGCUGAACAGUCAACGACGGUUUCGGAAUAAUAAGCCACUUCAAGUUGCUCUGGCUUCUCAGUCUUUUGUUCAAAUUGGGUUCUUGAUGGCAUUGCCUAUGUUGAUGGAAAUUGGUUUAGAAAGAGGUUUCCGAACUGCCCUAAGUGAGUUUAUACUGAUGCAGCUACAACUUGCUCCAGUAUUCUUUACAUUUUCACUGGGAACCAAGACUCACUACUAUGGAAGGACAUUGCUUCACGGAGGUGCAAAAUAUAGGUCUACAGGUCGAGGAUUUGUUGUCUUUCAUGCUAAAUUUGCAGACAACUAUAGACUCUAUUCUCGGAGCCACUUUGUGAAGGGGAUUGAGCUUAUGAUAUUACUUAUUGUAUAUGAAAUUUUUGGUCAAACAUAUAGAAGUCCGAUUGCUUAUAUCUUCAUUACCAUAUCAAUGUGGUUCAUGGUGGGGACGUGGUUAUUUGCUCCCUUCCUUUUCAAUCCUUCUGGCUUUGAGUGGCAAAAGAUUGUCGAUGAUUGGACCGACUGGAACAAAUGGAUAAGCAAUACAGGGGGCAUUGGUGUGCCUCCAGAAAAGAGUUGGGAAUCAUGGUGGGAGGAGGAACAGGAGCAUCUUCGCCAUUCUGGCAUUCGUGGAAUCAUUGCUGAGAUACUGCUAUCUUUGCGGUUCUUUAUAUAUCAGUAUGGACUUGUGUAUCACUUAAAGAUCACAGAAAAGACGAGAAGUUUCCUGGUCUACGGGUUAUCAUGGUUGGUGAUCAUGUUAAUAUUAUUUGUAAUGAAGACUGUUUCGGUGGGACGUCGAAAAUUCAGUGCUGAUUUUCAGCUGGUAUUUCGGCUCAUCAAGGGCUUGAUCUUCCUAACGUUUGUUGGUAUCCUGGUUACACUAAUAGUGUUACCAGGCAUGACAUUACAGGAUAUCAUAGUUUGCAUCCUUGCUUUCAUGCCCACUGGCUGGGGUCUACUUCAGAUUGCCCAGGCCCUGAAACCUGUUGUUCACAAGGCCGGAUUUUGGGGUUCGGUCCGGACACUUGCACGUGGGUAUGAAAUUGUAAUGGGAUUGCUGUUGUUUACACCUGUGGCUUUCCUUGCCUGGUUCCCAUUUGUCUCAGAAUUCCAGACCCGAAUGUUGUUCAACCAAGCUUUCAGUAGAGGUCUGCAGAUCUCACGUAUUCUCGGUGGACAUCGUAAAGAUCGUACAUCUCGUAACAAGGACUAACCUUACUGAAAGUGAAGUCGUACUAAGUUAUUAUUUUUGUAGUUUAUUCUUAUUAAAAAUGUCUCUACCCUGUUGCGAGUGGAUGGCUAGCUGUUGUAAUUAGGCUCAUGCGCCAUUUUUGGUACUCUAGAUUAACAUUGGUGGCCAAUAGAGAUGUAUAUAUACUACAUAUUAUUAAUAUGCUUUAGCGAGGGUGCUCUAUUUUCUCGUCAA